Scophthalmus maximus (turbot) is the source of this 2839-nucleotide messenger RNA. It is a transcript of the gene sike1, whose product is annotated as suppressor of IKBKE 1. The record is from RefSeq and is a predicted model, not a curated record. NCBI's taxonomy places the organism in Eukaryota, Metazoa, Chordata, Actinopteri, Pleuronectiformes, Scophthalmidae. Bases 1277 to 1927 code for a protein of 216 amino acids. The transcript is spliced from 5 exons.
GUGUUUGACAGCAAACAGUCAUCAGCGUGACACGGAUCAGAAGUCAACACGUGGCCCCUCAUUCAAUUCGCCGACAGUGACUAUUCUCCCCCCACAGUUGGGUUUCUGAGGCCACACGUUGCAGUUUGGUGGUGUAGUAGAGUCAAUUGUUAAAUAGACUGUUGGGAAAAUGUCAUAUGACAUGAUUCUCAUCUUGGUAAUUGACACAUUUUAUACAGCUGUCCAAUCGCAAAAGUAUCACUGAUAUUUUGUUAGCCCCUUGACAGAUGUCUGUCAAUCUAAUAGACUGUAUUUAUGUCUGUCUAUUGUAUUUUUUGUUGUUGUAAAAACUAGUUUUAAGACCCUAACUGUUUUAGUUUGAUAAAACAAUCCCAGCCUCAAGGUCGACAUCUGUGUUCAUCCGCGGAUUAAGUCUGUUCAGUUGCCAUCAAGAUGGAUCUGUUGAAAUGUGAAUUCAGCAGCUGUUGUGGCUGUGAUUGUCGGAUGACCUAGCUUACCUAUGUUUUUGUCCAAACUGUAUAGCUGUUUUGUUUUUUUGAUUUGUUUUUACAACCCUAGCCUAUCUAAUUAUCUAAACCUUCAGGUUUCUGGGAAGGUUUCAACCACCAAACAGGAGAGCAACAGACUAAAACUGACAAUCAAGUCUGCAAAGAGAAUCACUAUAUCAUAUAUGUAUACAUAGCCUUCAAUGUACAUAUCCAACCAUCCCCUGUCCACAUAUUUAUCAAGUAUCAAUUGUUUAUUUAAUUUAUUCUUUAACCUGUUGUUCAGUUUUCUUAGUUGUUGUCCUCGUUCCUGGCUGUACAUUUACUUAUUGUACGGUAGAGUACUGAGAGCAAUUUGCAAGUAAAGUGUAAUUCCUUAAAUAAAUGAAUAAAUAAAUGAUAAACAAAGCCGGAUGACGCUGGUCCACACUCCAAAACACUAGAUGGCAGUCAUGCGCCGUAUCGCUAGUUUACCACCCGCCAUUAAAAAGAAAGAAGAAGAAUACGGAAGUGACGUUGUCGUUUAGUCUCGCUGCUCACACGGAAACGACAGACCUGUCAACAAACUACAGUGAUUAUUUUUGUUCGUAUGUACUCGUUUUUUCUACCUGAUAGUAUUUGCCAAGGUCCACACUAUUAUGCACACGUUGCUGUAAAGUCAUCGGAGCUGCCUCGGCUAGCCAAGGCCAGACAGCCCGGCGCAAGCUAACACCACGGUCAAGAAGUAGCUCGUUGUUUACGUUGCAUUACGUACGGGGAUCGCUUGAUCCUUUUCAGGCAGUUUCCAGUAAAUGGCCUGCACGUUAGAGAAAGUGCUGGGCGAUGCUCGGACCCUUCUCGAGAGGCUGAAAGAGCACGACACGGCCGCCGAGGGACUGAUCGAGCAGUCCGGGGCCCUCAGCCACAGAGUGCAGAGCAUGAGAGAGGUGGGCAAUGCCCUUCCAGACAAGCACACAGAAGACACUUCACAGAUUCAGGAGUUGACCAAAUACAAGCCCCACGUUCUCCUGUCUCAGGAAAAUACUCAAAUCAAGGAGCUUCAGCAGGAGAAUAAAGAACUAUGGUUGUCUCUCGAAGAACACCAGUAUGCUUUGGAGUUGAUCAUGGGUCGGUACCGCAAGCAGAUGCUUCAGCUGAUGAUGGCGAAGAAGGAGCUGGACACCAAGCCUGUGCUCAGCCUCCACGAGGACCACGCAAAAGAAGUGCAGCACCAGGUGGAGCGAAUAUGCGAGAUGGGCCAAGUGAUGAGAAGAGCGGUGCAGGUGGAUGAUCAGCACUACUGCUCUGUUCGAGAGAGACUGGCUCAACUAGAGGUUGAGAACAAGGAGCUGCGAGACCUCCUGGUCAUCAGCAAGAGCUCUGUGAAGACGGCCAGAGAAGAAACCAGCCAGCCAGCGACAGUAGCACAAGAGCAGUCCCCUGAACCAGGGUCCGACGAGUGACCGGAACAGCUACAGUGCGAACUGUGAAUACGGAAAAAGAGUUCUUCAGAAGCAGGAGACUAAAGGGGUUGAAGAUCUCUUCAACUGUGUUCACCGUAUUCAUUUUAAUUACAAUUUUUUUUUUUUUUUAACAAAAUGUGGGACGCAAUCAGACCACACAGCAUCUGUAGCUAAGGCCACUUAAACAAAGCAUUUACCAGUGGGUAUAUCUGCAUGGUAGCUGUUUCACAUGUACAGUACACAUAUAUACACACAUACAUACCGAGGCAGCAAAAGCGAAGGGGAUUUAUUUAGUUUUUUUGCCAAAGAUUAAUUUACCCGUCAAGGACAAAGUUUCUACCUCUUUGUUGCCCCUUUGCUGUUCACUCACUCUCACAACACGUAGUCUGCUCAUAACCACCCCAUUAUGACGUCACGAUGAGAUCAACUUGUAGGUUGCACCGUUGUACGAAGCUGUGUGUGAUAAUGACUUUGCCAACAUGAUGACUUUGGGCUGUUUCACAGUUUUGCCUGCUGACGAUUCACAGUGGAACAUUUGUACGUGUGAUAUGUGACUGUCCAUCAUCUUAUGAAUUUGAUACCUUUUGUCUGACUGUACAAUUCACAUACAACAUGAGUUCCGUGUUUAUUACUUUGAUUGUGUUGUCUUUAACACCUGUUUUUCUAGUUGUCAGAUCUGGAUGCGGUGUAUUCAAAUGAACCUAGCCGAUGGCACAUCUUUAUUUAAUGGUAUCAAUUUCAAAAUAUGCCAACUUUUUUUGUUUGUAUGUUCUCCGAAAUUGUAUAUUGUCAUCUCAGGAAAUCAGUGUUAAUAAGGUGAACAUGCUGUAACGACUUCACGACAGUGUACUGAUGUGUGUCAAACUAAAUUUCAUUCAAAUACUUUAAAAAAUAAAUUUGUAACAAAUGCAA